Toxotes jaculatrix (banded archerfish) is the source of this 11798-nucleotide messenger RNA. RefSeq names its product apolipoprotein B-100-like. Gene Ontology annotation, biological process: lipoprotein transport; cholesterol homeostasis; cholesterol transport. The record is from RefSeq and is a predicted model, not a curated record. Bases 143 to 11563 code for a protein of 3806 amino acids. Gene Ontology annotation, molecular function: low-density lipoprotein particle receptor binding; cholesterol transfer activity. Gene Ontology annotation, cellular component: mature chylomicron; low-density lipoprotein particle; very-low-density lipoprotein particle. NCBI's taxonomy places the organism in Eukaryota, Metazoa, Chordata, Actinopteri, Toxotidae. The transcript is spliced from 29 exons.
GAGCGUUCAAACCACCAUCUGUGCCUCCCAGUCCUCGGACUGAGCCCAGCCGUGGGUAUAAAAACCCUGAGCUGAAGCUGCGAUCUCAGUCUCGUCUGAGUACUCGCCAACCUCAAGGGAGAGAGCUUCGAAAGAACCCAUCAUGGGGGACUCAAAGCUCUGCCUUUUGCUGCUCCUCAGCACAUCUGCCUUGGCUUUUGCCCAAGAUGAUCAGCCAACCUGCCUAUUGGCCAAAAGGUACAAGACCCUUCACAAGUAUGAAUACCAGUAUGAGGCUGAAUCUUUGAAUGCCAUUAAUGGAGCCUCACCCCUCAAGAACGGACCCAAGGCCUCUUGCACGGUUGAAAUUGAAGUGCCUCAGACUUGUAGUUUUAUCGUCCGCACCACUGGCUGUAGCCUGAAGGAGGUGGUCGACAUGGACGCAGAGGGCAACCCUGUGUUUGGUCCUGCACCGAGCUCUGAUGCCUUUGCUGCUGAAAUGGAGAGGUAUCCUCUGAAAGUUGUGGUUGAGGGUGUGUAUGAUGUGAAACUGUACCCUGAGGAGGGUGAGACAACAACCAUCCUGAACUUCAAGAGGGGCAUCAUCUCUGCCUUGGCUGUGCCUCUGGUGGAAGAAGACAAGAACAAGAAUAUGCCCACUAUCCACGGCAAGUGCAAGACCUAUUACACCGUCAAUGCCAGAGAGGACAUUGCAACUGAUAUCAGCCUGAACAGGGAUCUGUCCAGAUGUGACAGAUUUGUCCCAAUGAGAGAUUACACCAGCCCCCUGGCACUGAUCUCUGGCAUGCACUACCCUCUCGCUCAGCUGGUCAGAAGCUCCCAGACCUGCAACUACAGGUUCGACAAUGAGAAGAAACACAUGACCUCAGGGUCCUGCACUGAGAACCACAUCCUCAUUCCAUUCUCACACAAGGGACAGUAUGGAGUCACCAAUGUUGGAAAGCAAGAACUGACUCUGGUUCAGGUUUCUCCUCACAACGACAGAGUCUUUGAACACACUGACAUUGUCAAGGGUCUUCACAUGGAGGCUGUGGAGGACAAGAGUGCUGUCCAGGAUAAAGAUGCAGGCCUGAACCUCCUGAGAGAACUGGCCAAUCUGCCCGAGACAGAGGGUGAGAGGAGGGCCCACCUCUUCCACAAGCUUGUCACCAUGGUCCGUGGAAUGAAGGCCGAGACCCUGAGUCCCAUCAUUCCUGAGGCUAUUGCUGUGUCCCGUGUCCUGACCUACCAGGUUCUGGCCCAGUGUGGAACCCCUGAGUGCAGCAGUGCCAUCAUGCAGAUCCUCAGGACCUUAGACAGCUCUUCACUUGAGGUUGAUGCUGCUGUUUUUGCUUUGGGAUUCAUGUCCAAUCCCUCUGCCCUCCUGAUCAAUGAUAUGCUCGCAAUGGCCAAAUACAAGUCCAGCAAGCCCAUCAUGUAUGCCCUGAGCAAUGUUGUCAAGAGGUUUUACAAAGCUGAAGGAAAACUGAUCCCUGAGAUUCACUCUGUGGCUGAGUUCAUGGCUGCUCAGCUGGGAGACUGUUCUGGUGACAAGGACAACACUUUCAUGACUCUGAGGGUUGUUGGAAACAUGGCUCCAGCUGUGAUACCUGCUAGCCCUGCACUGAGAGCCGCUGUGAUCCAGUGUGUGAACCAGCCUGCAGCUUCCCUGGCUGUGCAGCAGGCUGCCGUCCAAGUGUACAGGCUGACUCCUGUCCCUGAGGAGGGCAGAGAGGUUCUCAUGCAGGUGCUUUUGGACAGCACCAGCCCCAUGCAGAAGCGUAUUGCUGCAUAUCUGGUGCUUAUGAAGGAUCCCCUGCCAAGUGAACUGGCCCAGCUGACUGAUGCCUUGUCCAAUGAGCAGGACGAACAAGUCAAGAGCUUUGUCAUCUCCCACAUUACCAACAUUUUAUCUUCCACUGAGCCUGAGACUGAAGAACUGAGACAGAAGAUUCGUGAUGCCCUGCAGGGUAAUGAGAUUGGGCCAAUUAUGGACCCAACCAAGUUCUCUCGCAACUACAAGAUUGGAUCUGUGGAGGGCAACAUGAUCUUUGAGGGUACCAGCUAUCUGCCCAAGGAGGUCAUGCUUGAAAUGACUCUGAAGGCAUUUGGUUAUGAAAUUGACAUGAUGGAGAUUGGAAUGGAGGGCAAAGGAUUUGAGCCUACUGUUGAUGCCCUGUUUGGAGAGAAUGGAUUCUUCCCUGACACUGCCCUGAAGAUGAUGUACUUUGUCUCUGACAACAUGCCAUUUAGAGUCAAUGAGAUCCUGCAGAACAUGCUACCUACUCUUAAGAGGGACAGGAUGAGGAGACAGGCCUCCCAGAACCUGAUGAGAGAGAUUGGACGCAACCUCAACAAACUGGUGAGGGAACUGAAGAACGCACAGUCUCCUGAGGCAAUGGUUUAUCUGAGACUUCUGGGAAAUGAGCUGGGAUAUUUGAGGACAAAUGACAUGGAGGAGAUGGCCUAUUCUGCUGCCAUGAUGAUUGACAGCAUGUUCAAGAUGUUCCCCAGUGAUCUAAUGAAGGCUUUGAUGACUAAGGCUGACAACACAAUCUUUGCCCACUACAUCUUCAUGGACAAUGAAUUCUUCCUGCCUACUGUGACUGGUGUUCCACUGAGGAUUGCACUGUCUGGCACUUUCACCCCUGGAAUCAAGGGUGGACUUAAGGUUGCUCGCGACAUGAGCGAAGUUACCUUCAUGCCCUCCGCUGGCAUUGAGUUUGUAACUCAGGUUGGCUCCCACAUCCCUGAAUAUGUCAAUUCAGGAUUAGAGAUGCACACCAACAUCUUCCACGAGAGCGGGCUCAGUGCCAAGAUCUCCAUGGGACGUGACCUAGUCAAGUUGACUAUUCCUGCACCAAUGACUCCUACAAAGCUCAUCAAAAUGACAAACACCCUGGUAGCAGUGACUGGAUCAGAGGUGAAGACCAUCCCCCCUAUGGUAAUGGACAAGGUUGAUGUUAGUGAGUGCACUCCCGUCUUCGCUGGAAUGAAAUAUUGCACAGCUCUGCAGUACGUCGAUGCUUUCUCUCAAGACACAGCCCCCUACUUCCCCUUCACUGGAGACAGCAAAUUUGCUGUGGAGCUCCACCCCACCGGUGAAGUCACUGAGUAUACAGCCACUGUUGCCUACGAGCUCCUCAGGGAGGGAGACGAGGGCCGGCAGAAGGUUGACUCUGUGAAGCUCAUUCUGAGGGCUGAAGGUGCAGAGCCCACUGAAGCCAGAGCAAUCAUGAAAUAUAACAGGAGGAAGAAUGUCAUCACAGCUGACAUCCAGAUCCCUGACUACGAUGUGGAAGCUGGACUCAGGCUGGGUGUUGUUGAUGGAAACACCAAGGGCAAAGGAACUCACUCAAUCUCUCUGGACUUUAUAAACAAGAAUGUCCCUCAGCUCUCGCUGGUUGGCCGUGCCAAUCUGAAGGCUAUGAAGGAAGGUAUGCUGCAAGUCCAGCUUCUCGUCCCUUCAGUCAGUACUGAUGCCACUGUCACAGCCAAUAUGAAGCGUGAUGAAGAACUGGAAUUGGAGAUCAAGAGUGAAAUCAAGUUCAUGGAUGCCAGCUCUGAGCAGAAAAUUGCAAUGAAAUAUGAUGCCAGCAAGAUUCAGGUUGAGUUCAAGUCUGAUGUGAACACUGAGACUACUAUCUUGCCAAAUGCUGAUGUGUUUGAGAAAUAUGGCAACCAACUUCUCGACGCCCAGGUCGGGCAGACUGACAUGAAAGUCCGUCACAUUUUCAUGAAGUUUGUGGAGGCAGCAAACAACUACAUGGAAAAAUAUGGUGCUGAUAUACCUUACAUUCAGAACUUCAGAAUACCUGAUAUUUCUGAGAUUUCCUUGCCAGAGACACUGUUCCUGAAUACUGAGGCAAAGGCCAUUUACCACUUCAACAAUGAGCGCUUCACCAUCGCCAUCCCUCUCCCUCUCGGAGGAAAGUCAACAGAGGAGCUUAACUUCCCUCCAGCCUUGACCACACCUAGCGUGUCUCUACCCCAGUUUGGACUGGAGAUCGUCUCCAUGGAGAUUCCCAUCCCAGAACUUGUUGUCCCCGAGAGCCUCACUCUGUCUAUUCCUCUUUUUGGCAAAGCUGAGGUUUCAACUCUGAUCAGGAGCAACCUGUAUGAAUUGGAGGCCUCAAUGGCUGCUGGCAAAGAUGUUGUGGAAACACCAAGCUACUCAGCUAUGUUUGAUGUGAAAGGAACCUCACCACUUGACAUCCUCUCAGUAAAGAUUGAAGGCUCUGGAAGUCUGGCCACCACUGAUUCCAUUAAUGGCCAUUUGAAAGGCUCUUUGGCCCAUAAAUUCAUUGAAGCCAGUUUUAGUAUCAUCGAGGAUGCAACCAUCACCGACAAGCUGAAUUUGAAAUCAAGCAGCAAGAUUGAAGCUACAAGUCCAUUUGGUCUUAAUUUUGCACUAGAGCACACAGGUAUGGCUGGAAUCAACACUGAAGAAAUCUCUGCUGACAGCAACCUUGAGGGAAUGCUCAAGGCUGGACCCAUGUAUGGCAAGACAGUUUCAACUCAGUCAUUUACCAUCUUCCCAUUCAGGCCAGAGGCAAAGAUCGAUUCUACUGUUCAGUUUGACUCCACAAUUGUUAAGGUCCAGAACACAGUUGCAGCAUCCCUUGUCAAUGGUGAAUUCUCAGUUGUGUCUAACACCAAUGCCUUUGACAACAUCUUGACUCAUGUUGUUGAGCUUUCCUUCAAAGACAGCAAGCUGUCACUGAAAUGUGAUGCAAAUGCCCUUGCUCUUGGCAUGAAGAUCCGCAACCAGGCAGAAGCCUCUGCUGGUGCUGGUGAAGUUGUCCUGAGGAUGGAGACAAAUGCAGACCACUCUGAAAACCGUGUUUACUCUCUGCUGACUGCCUCUCUUGAUGUGAAUGGCCUGGCUGUAAACAGCGAUGCCUCAGUGAAACUUCUUGAGAAUGAGGCUACUCACAAGGCUACUCUGAGGAUGAACAAGGACGGUUUGACAACAAGUGGAACAACCACCCUGCAGAGUCCUCUGUCCCUAGAAAACACCUUCACUGCUGAGCUUGAUGCUUCAAGAGCUACUUUGACCAUUACCAACAAGGCUGCAAUGCGUGACAUCGAGGUUGACAAUGCCAACACUCUGAUCAUUACUCUUUCUGGCCUUGACUUCAAUUCCAAGGCUGAAGCCACUGCAAGUGAAUAUGCCUCUUACAUUCAUGAUAUUGCCAUCAACCUGAAACCCUACACUGCUUCUGCAAAUGUUAAUAACAACCUGAAACUUUUGGAUGCCAACUUCAUUAAUGAGGCUCAGCUGAAGGCAGAGCUUUACAAGAUGGACCUGACAGGACACCUGAAAGCUAUCUAUGGUGAAGAAGAGAUCAAGCACAUCUAUGAGGUAAAUUAUGCUGAUAUGACAGCUAAUGCAAAGUGCAGCACCACUGGAAAACUCCUUGGAACUCACAUGAACCAGAAUACUGAGCUUGAGGUUGUCGGUCUUGCUGCCAGGAUCACCAACAAUGCCCGUUUCAACUCACAGCCAAUGCGCUUUGAUCACACCAUCCACUGCAGCAUUGUUCCUUUUGAUUUCAACCUUGAUGCCAUCUUCAAUGCUGAUGGAGACAUCACCAUGUAUGGAAAGCACAGUGCCCAGCUCUAUGGCAAGUUCCUCCUCAGAGCACAACCCCUGGCUUUUGCUAGCUCACAUGAAUGCAGAGCAUCAGUUACCCAGCAGCUAGAUAAUGGCUUUUCUCUUCAGACUAUUAUUGACAACAACAUGGACACUGCAAUGUCACUCCAAGAGCAGAGGACCAGUUUUACAAUGAAGUCAAAAAUUAAUGAGCAUGCCUUCAAUCAGGACAUGAGUGUUUACAAUACUGCUGAGAGAACUGGGAUUGAGGUUUCUGGCACAAUCCACACAAACAUUCUCAACACAGACACCACAGACAACCAGGAAUUCACCAUCUCUGGCUUCCUCAAGUAUGACAAGAACACAGACAGUCAUAUAAUUCAGAUCCCUCUGAUUGAAAAUCUGCCUGCCUUCUUGGAAAGCAUCAAGGGCUUUGUUGUGCGUGUUGCUGAGGCACUACAAGACUACAUCAACAAUGAAGAGAUAAGGGCUAAACUCGAAGCUCUGCCCCAGCAUGUAAGUGACUUUGUUUCUCAAUUGAAUGUAGAAGACAAGGUAAUUCAACUGAAGCAGCAUUUCAGUGAUUUUACCCAAGAAUAUGCCAUCUCUAUGGAGGAUGUGGAGGCUUCUUUGAGAAACCUGAAGAUCACUGUUGAAAAACUGCUGGCUGAUCUCACUGUUUACAUCCAACGCUUUGCUGGUAUGAUGAAGGAGAUUAUUGUUAGUGGCACACUCCCUGAAACCCUCAUCCAGAAUAUCCAGCAACAGCUGAAUGCCUUUAAUGAGGAAUAUAACAUCAAGGCUAUGGUUGUGUAUGUGAUUGAUACCAUAAGAGACGUGGUCCAGCAGAUUGACUUGGAAAAACUGAAGGGCAGCAGUAUUGCAUUCCUGCAUGAUAUUGAUGCCAAGUAUGAAAUCAUGGCUAAACUCCAAACCCUGAUGAGAGAUAUGAAACAAAUAAUUGAGACCUUUGACAUGCAGGAGUUUGUUGCUCAGCUGAAGAGGUAUAUUUCAUCUGUCAACUUCAAGGCUUAUGUUGAGGAAUUAGUCCGUCGUUUUCCUACAGAGAUUCUCAGUGAAAUAACAGAUUAUAUUAGAGAAAUGAUUCAGGACUUUGACAUCCUAGGUAAGAUCAACAGAUUCUAUGCCAAGAUGAGAGAGUUGAUUGUCAAGUUUGAGGCUGACAAAAAGAUCCAGGCUGUCAUGGAAAAGGCAGUGGAGCUCAUUCAGCAGUUCAGAAUUGAAGAAACCAUCAGGGUUGUAGUCAAGAUGGUGAAUGAUGCAGACAUACCUACCAAAUUCAUGCAGGUCUUCCAGGAUGUUAUCAAAUACUUGAAAUCGACUGAAGUCAAGGAUAUAAUUCAACAGCUGAACAUGUGUAUUGAAACUAUUGUACAACAGCUGAAUUCAUUGAAUUACAACGAUUUUGUGGAUUAUACCAAUCAGAUUAUUGCUGAGUACACAGCUUACCUGAAUGAGCUGAUCCGGACUCUUGAAAUCCCCCAGAAAUUUGAGGCAACAAGAGAUUUUAUCAAUCUUGUCUUAUCCUCUUUAAGAGGCUUCAUGGAACGCCUGAGAGAAAUCAAAAUUUCAGAAAUGAUUAAAUCGAUAAAGAACGUCAUUGACGAGGUCGUGCUGGAAAAUCUUAAGGGGUUUGCUCAAUUUGUUAAACAGGAAAUUACAGAUCUGGAUAUCAAAGCUGAGAUUACCUCUUAUCUGGAAUCUGUGACCAUGUACUAUGGGAGGGUCAUGGCCAUCAUUGCUGAUAUGUUCUCCAGUGUGGUUGAGAUGAUUAAGAAGGUGGCACCUGAGCAAAAAAUCAUCAGUGAGAUUCAGCAGAUAAUUAACGGCCUGAUGACUGAACUGAAGAAAGCUGAGUUGAACGUGCCAUCCUUCACUGUUCCUUUCACUGAUCUUGUUGUGCCUUCCAUGGCAUUCAGCAUGGAUAAGCUUGAACAGUUUGAAAUCCCAACACAACUGGACAUCCCUGAAUUCACCAUCCUUAACUUCUACAGUGUAAAAGCCACCACAAUUUCCUUUGACGACAUCAAGCAGAGAAUUAUUGAGCUUAUUAAUUUCAUUCUAAACUUUGACAUCAAGAUGCCUGAUGUGGAUGCUUUCUUUGGAGACCUGACAAUGAGUUACCUUCCCUCCAUGCCUGAGAUAACCAUCCCAGAAUUCACUCUUCCUGAGAUGUCAUUCCCUACCAUCCCACAAGUUCCUGUAGAAAAGCUUGUUAAGUCUCUUCAGGUUCCUGAGAUCAAGCUGCCAACCAUUCCAAGUGAAAUCAUGGUCCCAAGUUUUGGUAAAAUCUAUGGUGAGAUCAAAGUCCUCACUCCCUUCUACAAUGUAAAGACAUCGGCCGAGUUCCAGAACUCCACUGAGAAUAAAAUGACACCUCAGUUCACUGGAUUCCUUACAUCUCUGGCGACAGCUCCAAGUUUUGGACUUCUUAAUUACAAAUUUGACUCCACUGCCCGCAUUGCAUUCCCAAAAAUGAGUCGUGUUCUUGUAGCCGAGACCCUAAAGUUCAACCAUCCUGCUCUCGCAGUAGAGCAUCAGGCAUCUCUAACUCUCUAUGGCCUGUCAGGCCAGGCUCAAGCCAAGACUGCAGUUAGGGUUUCCACUGCACCUUACAGUGCUGAGUUUAUGAACACAGCCUUUAUUGCUAUGGAAGGAGGUAUGUCUGCCUCUCUCGAAACAGCUUACGCUCAUGAAGUGAACCUCCCAAUUUUCGAUAUUCAAAGUGAGGCCACUUUAACACAGAAAUCAAUUGCUCACCAAGACGGCCUCAGUUUCAGUCUAACAGUUGACAAUUCAGGCAUUGGCAAGGUUAAUGAUGAUGAUAGCAACCACAAGAGCAACUUAUUUUUCUCACUAACUCCUAGUAUGGUUACUCUCACUUUCUCUGGUGACACAGACUCUUCCAUCUUAAAAAUGAAACAACAGAUUUCUGCUGAAUUUGGCACCUUUACCUACUUCAAAUUUAAUGUCCGCAAUGAGGCAGAAGCACCAAUCAUUAAGAACAGUCUUCUUGUGGCAUCUGGACAUGGCAACCUUUAUGAUAUGAAGAUUGAGCUGAAAGCAAACCAUGACACAGAGCUGUAUGGUGUACUCAGUGGAGUCCUGUCAAAUGGAAUCCACAUUGUAGCUCGUCCUGUUGAGUUUGUCUUUGAAUUCCAAAACAAAGGAAAUGCAAAGGUCAACAUUUUUAAUACUCUGACAGCUAAGAUAGAUCUGCAGAAUGAUUACUCAGCCACCAUCAGACCAGACAGCCAACAGAUGAGCACAGCAGCUCUAGCUCGCCUUAAUCAGUACAAAAUGUCCUACAACUUCACUGUUGACAAUAAUGAAAAUGAGGCUGGCAUCUUUGUUGCCCUAGACGGUGAAGCCAACAUUGACUUCCUGACAUCCCCCAUCAGCAUUCCUGAACUUGAUCUGCCAUUUGUUGACUUCCGUACUCCAGCUAUCAGUGACCUGAACUUAUAUGAGCAGACUGGAUUGAAGAACAUUUUGACUACCACUGAACAGACUUUUGAUGUAGAUGCCAAGAUUGUUUAUCAGAAAAGCCAGUCUGCCCCGCUUGUUGAUAUGAUGGGUGUGAUCCAGAUUCCCUCUGUGGGUAACCUGAUCACAGAACUGGCCUUCAAGUCUGCCAUCAUCAAUCUGAAUGUCAAUGCUGGACUGUAUGUGGAGGAUGAUCUUGUGUUCCGUCUGGGAGCUACCACAGCUUCUGUGUUUGAGGGUCUCAAAGCCAAACUUGAUGGCACCACCAGCCUGACCACCAAGAGAGGAAUCAAGUUGGCAAACUCCCUGUCCCUUGAAAAUCGUCACAUUGAAGGCACUCAUGACAGCACCAUCAGUAUGAGUACUGAGACAUUUGAGCCUGCGGUUUCUGUGGCUACUAUUGCAAAGAUUUCUCUGCCUAUACUCAUUCUGGAAGCAAAUCAAAAUCUGGUUGCUGACAUCAAAACCAAAGCAAAUGCUGUCUCCACCUUCAGGAUGAGGGCUGAUUUCAACAUCCCUGUGAUCAAUGCCAUUGGAAAGGCUGAGACUGACCACAGUCUGAAGCUGGAGGGAACCUUUGAGGAUGUUUCCAUUGAGUCAUCCACCAGAGGAAACAUGGAUGGCACUAUGCUUGAGGAUUAUCUAAUUUUGGGAGUCCUUGACAAUGAGGUUAAUCUGUACCUCAAUAAUGAUGGCCUACGUUCCACCUCCAAACUUAUUGCUGAUGCCAAACUCAACUAUGGCACAAACAAAGUGAUUUCCAUGGAUGUAAAUGAGAAUCUUGCUGUUGAAGCCUCCCUCAGUCGUGUGUAUGCAGUGCUGAAAUAUACUGGCAACAAUGAGGCAAACCUGUUCAAUUUCAUCACCAAUGGGAAACACAUUGUCCAGGCAACCAUUGACUUUGCACCAAUGUCCUCCUUGGCUGCAGAUAUUGAAAUUAAUAUCUCUCAGCCAAGCAGCCUGGGUGAAUUCAUUAUCCUUGAGAAAACUCUUGCUGAAGUAACAGCUGCCAAGCAGAAGAUCUCUACCAAUGCCAAGUUUGUGAGCCCACUGUACACCAUAAACCUGGCAACUGAGGUUGAGGGCAACGUUCCAGUCUUCGAAGUCACCUUUAAGUCUUCUGCCACCUCUGUGUUUGUCUUCUUGGAAUAUGACCUGGGUGCAUCCACUGCUGUAAACUUCGAGAAUGAAGCUCUGAACAUGAUUAGCAAGGCUUUCCUGACACAUAGAGACCUGACCAUGGAUGUCAAUCAUGCCAUUUCCCAGGCCUUGAGGAGGAAGCGCCAAACUGAUGACAGCAUCUCUAGCCACACCCUGAAUGUGGACAUCACCAGUCCAACUUUUACUGAUGUGAACCUCCGUUAUGCUGCUAGCAGAGAUGCUUUCAGCGCCUCAGUAUCGACCCCAUCUGCUGGCUUUAUGGGCUUUCAGUUCAACAGCAGAUUUCCAUCUCAGAUGAGUGCAAGAGUCUAUAGUCGUUAUCCUUCUGCUCCAGAGGUUGAUGUUGACAUCUUGGUCAUCAGAUCAUCUACAAAGGAUGCUGAUAAGAUGAAUCUGCAGAUUGCCUACAACAUGGAGGCACCAAAAGUAAUGCUCUCUGAGCUAAAGAUGAGAUUCCCCUCAAUUAUUUCUGCAUUCACAACGUUUGCUUACAAGUACCAGAUCACAAGGAACAUGGAGGAAGUGAAGAAUACUGUUGUUGAUCGCAUCACGGAGGCCUAUAAUGCUGCAAUCAGCUACGAUGAUCAAAUGAGCCAACUGUCGAUCUUCUUCAGGAGCAUCAUUGUAGAGUACCAGAAGACCGUCCAGGUCUUCCUGGAUGCUGUUGUUAAGGUCUUGAGGGAGACCCAGUUCAAAUUGCCUGGGUCUGAUGAGAUGACCACUCUCCCUGUGGUCCUGCAGAGGCUGACCAGGAGCAUUGCAUUUAUGCUAGAUAGAACCCUCCACUUAAUCUAUGAAAACAUGGAGGUCUACUAUAACAUCUUUGUUGACAAGAUCAGUAGCAUGAAAUUACGCAUGCCCGUUGGUGAUGCAAUCACUGGAAGCCAGAUCUUGGAUCAGGUCAAAACAGCCUUCAGGCAAACAUUUGAAGAACUGGUGGACUUUGUGAAAAAUAUGGAGAGUCUUGAUACAAUGCUUGUGAAGAUAGGUGAGACCCUGAAGGCUAUUGUUGAGAAAUCUCAGGAGUUUGCUGACUCUGUCAAGUCUGACUACUUAGAUGCAGUGUUCAUCAACAUUAAUGACCUGUAUCGUGGCUUUAUCACAGUCCUAAAGAAUGUUGUUGACCAGAUUUUUGCCCUGAAUAUGGAGCAGCUCAACAAUGCAUUUGAGUACAUUGUGGACAUGUUCAUGUAUGUAGUGGACCAGUUCAAUAACACAGUUAAGGGUUUCCUACAGCAAGCUUCAGAGGAGUUUCAAACCUACAUGAAAGUUAGUGAAGGAAGGCUUGAGCUUGACCUUCCAUUUCCCUUCCAACAGUGACAGACUGAGGCCUAAGUCCAUAUGAAACACUACCAUCUGUUCAGAACACAUGCUUGGAAGGAGUAUGGACAAUUAGCUCUUAACCAUAUUUAUAACAAUGAGUUUAACAGAAACACCUGUUGUAUCAUGUUUAUUUAGAUGGUUUGUUGUGUACAUUGAAAAUUGAACAUGUGACAUUUUACUGAAACUCCCUGCAAAGAGUGAGGAAUAUCAAUAAACUACAUCAGUGCAGUUG